Molecule: messenger RNA, 2284 nt
Organism: Amborella trichopoda
Lineage: Eukaryota; Viridiplantae; Streptophyta; Magnoliopsida; Amborellales; Amborellaceae
Source: RefSeq, a predicted model, not a curated record
CACUUCAUUUUGAUUUCUGCCUUUUUAUCACUUGAUUUGUCUUCUGAUCCAAGGCAUGGGGCUCCUCAAGUAUACAGUCUGGCAUCUCAGCUUUCUCCAAAAAAACUAAGGAAGAAAGAAGCAGCAUAUGGUAAUCAUGCAGGCUUCAGUUAAGCCAUAUGGGCAAUGAGAUGGGCAAUUCGAAUGUUACAGCUCUUCAAGAGCAAGAUAACAACGAUGUCCAUGCUACAGAGGAGAAUUCAGAAGCCAUUAGGCCUUCAGGCCAUGCAGGAGCAAUUAAUGAAGAGGCUGUUAAUAACGAGGCAGUGAUAGAUCAGCCAGUUGCAGGCUCGCAUGCUGAAGAUGGUGAAGAGAACCAAAAGAGCCAUGAACAUGCAGUCCCCUCAAGUAUGGGGGAUCAGACCCAAGAAGAGACAACUAAUGGAAAUGAAACUAUGGAAGAACGUAAAGAACCAACAUUGAAUACUCCCAUCGCAUCCCAAGAUUCAGUUGAUCAAAGGAGAAAACCUGGGGUAAUGGCCAUCUCAGCAGAGUAUUCUACCAUAGAUGAAAGUAGAAACAAAGUGCAAGGAAACACAGAGUGUGAAAAUGGGGUUGCGCAAGUUGAUCAAUCUACCGAUUUAGACAUCAAAGUUGAUGACUUUGAAGACGAAACCCAACAAGCACUUGAGAUGAAAUUUGGUUCAGGUUCUUUAGAAAAUGUGAAUGAAUCACAGGGAGAGGAAGCAGUCCCAAAUAGAAGCAGUAUAAAUGAAGAAAAAACAGAAUUAUUGGGGAAGGAAACACAAUCUGUUCUUCCAGAUCCCCCAACCCAAGAUCAUAAUGAACCAUCUAUGAAGCCCGAGAGAGAACACGAGAGUGGUCGAGAGGAAAUUAAAGAGUCUGAGAACCAUUCAGUUAAACUGCAGGAUGCUUCUGAUUACCUGGGAUUGAAUGAUAAGGAAAAUGAGCUUGAUUUUGAAAGGAAAAUAGAAAUCAACAAACUCGAGGUCCCCCCAUCUGAAUUUUCAUCCCCUCCGAAUGACUCAAGCUCUGAGAAAUUGGACCAUGUUUCAAUCCAGGUAAGGGAACCACCCACAUACGGUGCUCCUGAAUCUGAAAUUACAGGUUCAACCACUGUUCAUAAAGAUGAGAAGGAAGUCUCAGGCCCCAAAAUCGAGCUUGAAUUGGAUUAUUCCGAAGAGAAAAGAGAACUUCAAGAAUAUGAAUCUCCUGAAUCUGAAAGUAAAGCGCCAGCCAAUGUUGCUGACGAAGACAAAGAAGUUGAAGGUGCGAUAACUGAGAUCCCAAGUGCCAGUGUGCUUGAAGAAAAAGAAGUACCGGAGCCUGUUGAUCCAGAAAAUGUUAAGGAGACGGAUGCCCAAAACCACUUAAAGUCCGAGAUGGAAAUUAAAGAUGAUUUCGCCAUUGAAAACACAUCAGAACAGAUAGAGAAGGAAGGUGAUUCAGCUACAAGUUCCUCUGAUGCUGUAAGUACAGAUCAUUCAGUCAAAGAAGCAACGAUGGAACAACCUAGGUGUCUUAACAGCAAGGAAGUGAAUGAAAAGGUAAAGCCGAUAGGAACAACGGGAAAUUCCCCUGAUGCUGUUGAUCAGUCAUUAGAGGAUAAAGAAACACCCCAUAUCUCAAACCGAUUGCAGGCUGAUAAAAAAGAGGAGAUGGAUAAAGCUAAGGAGAAAGAUGGUGAUUUCGCGAACCCUGUAAACCAAGAAGAGCAGACAUCCCAAGAAGACUUGGAAGUUGUAAAAAAUGUGGACUUUGAGGACCCAAAAUCGGGAACCCAAGUUUCAAUACCUGAAACAGAGAGUGAUGAAUCAGCUCAAGCGCAGUAUCCAUCGCCAAACCAGAGAGAAAUUCCCACCAUUCAAAGGACUGAUUCAGGUAAGAUGAGAACUCCACUAAAGAGCUUCUUCGAUGGACAAACAUAUGUGGUACCUGAAUCAUCAAAGGAAGAGACUGCAACUGUGAAAGCUGUGGAUGAAGUUUGGAGUCCUCCAGCAAAGAUAAUCACAACAAAUACUCCCACAGGAAGAUACAAAUCAAAAUCCUGGUUCCUGUUUGGCAACUGCAUUUGUUGUGCAGCAGCAAUACACUGAAGAAGUAAUGUGAGAUUUGAAGAGGGAGUUCUUAUUUAUAAAUUAUGGUACUAAUGAUUUCUCAUGUGGUGAGACGAUUUGAUUUUUUUGGGAUUGUUUUUUCUUUUUCACUAUUCAUUAUUGUAAUUUGUAUUAUGUUUGAUACGUGAGGAAAUAAUAAGGAAACUCUAUGUGUGUUGUGAUUGGUU